This is a messenger RNA of Thlaspi arvense, 557 nucleotides long. The record is from the annotation of a GenBank genome assembly. NCBI's taxonomy places the organism in Eukaryota, Viridiplantae, Streptophyta, Magnoliopsida, Brassicales, Brassicaceae.
AUGGGAUCACUAGCUGAAGGGAAAAUGGGGCUUUCAUUUGCAAAGCUUUUCAGCCGGCUUUUUGCCAAGAAGGAGAUGCGUAUCCUUAUGGUUGGUCUCGACGCUGCUGGUAAGACGACCAUUCUCUACAAGCUCAAGCUUGGCGAGAUUGUGACAACCAUCCCCACCAUUGGUGAGUCUUCAAAACAUAAACAAUUGGAUGAGCUUCGUGAUGCAGUACUGCUUGUGUUUGCUAACAAACAGGAUCUUCCAAACGCAAUGAAUGCUGCUGAGAUAACUGAUAAGCUUGGACUCCACUCUCUCCGUCAGCGUCACUGGCUUGAGUUUUGUGAGACGAAAGCUUCGGAUUCGGAGGGAAGCUUUAUCUUUGUUUCUUGUUAAAAAAAAAUCUUCUACUCUUUAAUUUUUGAGUUUUGGUGAUUAUGGAGUCAUAUCUGUUGCUAGUUAAAAGGAUUUCUUUUGGGAUUAUGAUAUUAACAUACACUUUGCUUUUUAACUAUAGAUUUAAUAGACAGCUAUGGUUUUGUUUUCAAAUCAUUCUCUCCACACCGUUUCAC